This is a messenger RNA of Thunnus maccoyii (southern bluefin tuna), 2981 nucleotides long. Its product is annotated as protein-glutamine gamma-glutamyltransferase K-like. NCBI's taxonomy places the organism in Eukaryota, Metazoa, Chordata, Actinopteri, Scombriformes, Scombridae. The transcript is spliced from 13 exons. Gene Ontology annotation, biological process: peptide cross-linking. The record is from RefSeq and is a predicted model, not a curated record. The coding region runs from base 100 to 2472 and encodes 790 amino acids. Gene Ontology annotation, molecular function: protein-glutamine gamma-glutamyltransferase activity.
GUUGCCUUUUAGAAAACCAGCGCACACCCAAUGACAAUUAUCUUCUAAAUAACCCUUGUUCAUCAUAGAUUUCCUCAUUGUGUUUGUCGUUUUCUCAGGAUGCCUGUAGAGACGCGUUCAAUCAGAGACAGGUCUUCAGUGGGUCGGUUUCCUACUGUCACUCUUUUUGGUAUUGGGGAGGACACAGAGGAGGAAAAGGAAGAACCAGAAGAAAACAACGUUGAGAAAGAAAACGCGUGUCGUCAGUGGCUGCGCAAGGUCUGCCCGUGCUGCUGCCCGAAGCCAAAUGACGAUGACAUCACAGACACUCUGGUUACAGGGAUUGAUGAUGUGGACAAGGAGGAAGGGACAGACGGCGAGAAGCCUGUGACUGGUGAUAGCGAGCUUGAUGAACUCCUCCUCAAGGUGCGAUCAAUAGACCUGAUGAAAAGUAAAUUGGGGCAGAACCGUUUGGAGCAUCACACAAAUCUCUACCAGAGUGAUGAUUUUAUUAUCCGCAGAGGGCAGAAUUUCCUGAUGUGGAUUACACUGUCUCGACCUUUUGACCCCAACACUGACAAACUUCACCUUGAACUUAAAACAGGGCUCCUGCCAACAGUGUCAAAAGGAACCCAUGUUAUUGUCCCUUUGGUGGAAGACUUGGAGGACGAUCGCUGGGAGGCUGCCAUUGUGGAACAGAAGGACAAAAGGAUAAAGCUGUCAGUCAAUUCUCCACCUACAGCAGUCAUCGGUCGAUAUCAACUCAUAGUGGAAACAACUUGCCCGAAUGGCCAGGCCACUUCCACGCAUGACCCUGCUAAUGACAUCCACAUGCUGUUCAACCCCUGGUGUGAAGAUGACACAGUGUUCAUGGAUGAUGAAGAUGAGAGGAAGGAGUAUGUCCUGAACGAUGUCGGGCGAAUCUACUAUGGCACCAAGGAUCAAAUUGGAGUGAGGACCUGGAACUAUGGACAGUUUGAUGAUGGGAUUCUUGCUGCUUGCCUCUUUCUCCUGGAAAAGAGUGGGACUCCUCCAUCUGGUUGGGGAGACCCGAUUAAUGUUGUGAGAGUCAUCUCAGCCAUAAUCAACUCCCUUGAUGACUUUGGUGUUGUGAUGGGAAACUGGUCAGGAGAUUAUUCAAGUGGAACUUCUCCAACAGUUUGGAGUGGAAGUGUAGAAAUCCUGAAGGAAUACCAUAAAAACAAUGGCACCCCCGUUAAGUAUGGCCAGUGCUGGGUUUUUGCUGGCAUAGUGACUACAGUUUUACGGUGUUUGGGUAUUCCUGGUCGAACUGUGACCAACUUCAGCUCAGCCCAUGACACAGACGUCUCCUUGACAACGGAUAUCUACUUCGACGAGAACCUGGAUCCUAUAGCUCAUCUCAAUGCAGACUCUAUCUGGAACUUCCACGUGUGGAACGACUGCUGGAUGGCUCGUCCAGACUUGCCUCCAGGCAUGGGAGGCUGGCAAGCGGUUGACGCCACUCCUCAGGAGACCAGCCAAGGCACCUUCCGCUGUGGCCCUGCUUCUCUUGCUGCUGUCCGCAAUGGUCAAGUGUACCUCAAACACGACGCUCCGUUUGUGUUUGCUGAGGUGAACAGUGACAAAAUCUACUGGCAGAGGAACCUGGAUGGGACCUUCACUCAAAUCUUCAGUGAGAAAAAGGCUGUGGGCUACUCCAUCAGCACCAAAGCUGUUGGCUCUGAUGAGCGCAGUGAUAUCACACACCUUUACAAAUACCCUGAAGGCACAGAGGAGGAACGCAUUGCUGUGGAAACAGCAUGUCGCUAUGGCUCCAAGUCAGAUGCCUAUUCCUCUCCCAUAGCAGAGGAUGUCUCUGUAGAAGUGACCAUGGAUGGUGAAGGUCCUAAAAUGGGAAGAGAUGCAGAGCUGACCAUCACAUUGCGAAACAGCAGCUCAGAGAAUCGUAAAGUCAUGUUGCACAGCCAAGCAGCGGUCAUGUACUACACCGGUGUCCACAAGGCCACUGUUAUUAGGGACAAGACAGAUGUGGACUUGCUGCCCAAUGAGGUAAAUAUUUUGGAGUGGACCCUGGAGUACAAAGACUACAAAGACGAACUGGUGGACCAGGCUGCCCUGAUGCUGACACUGUCAGGCAGGGUCAAAGAAACACAGCAGGUCUUGGCCACUCAGUUCAGUUUCCGACUCAGGACCCCAGACCUCAUCAUAAAACCCAUCGGGAAGGCUGUGGUCGGGGAGAAGAUGGCAGUAGAGAUUACAUUCACUAACCCACUACCACAGGUGCUGAAAGCAGUGAUGUUCCACGUGGAAGGACUGGGCCUUCUAACUGCUCGAAAGAUUAAUUAUGGAGAUAUUGGCAGCCGUGCCUCCGUGUCUCUGACUGAGCACUUCGUCCCCACCCUGCCUGGGCCGAGGAAAUUACUGGCUUCACUGGACUGCAAGCAGCUCACACAGGUGCAUGGUGUGACCGACAUCACUAUACAGAAAAAUAGCAACGGUGCUCUACAGUGAUUCAAAAACAAAGGAACUUUGACUCUGAAUGUUGAGAGUCAUUUCCUCCAUAUAGACACAGACAGAAUUUCUGUCUUUUUCCAUAUAAUUUAUAUGUGGAACUAGUAUUUAUAUAUACAAAGUUAUGACACUGCAGUGCAGCUUUAUUUUACAUGGAAAUUUCGAAAUGACUAAUCACCACAGAGAGAAAACUAAUCAUCAAACAUCUAGGAAAAAUACAGGAUUUGUAGGUCUUUACCUCAGAAUGGACAGAACUUUUUGUAUUUUAUGAAAACCAGUAUUAGUUUGCAAUAAAUUCCUUUAUAGUUUAAUUUGGAGAAUUUUAUGACAAGGCUCUACAGUAUACUGGUGUGUAGGGUGCAGUGAUUCCUAUUCCUGAGUCCCACAGUAACUGCAGAUGUUGGACAGUGUGGCAGCUUUAAUGCAAGAUGUGUGCUUUUGUGAAGUUAUAUUGAAAUUAUGAUUUGUAUUUAUAAAUGCUAUAUAUUUAUUUUGUUUACAUUGCCAUG